CAGUAGUCGUGCUGUGAAAGGCAUCGAUACUAAACUGCAAAGCUUCGGGCGUCUUGUUGAUUGAUCUUGGUCGCUCGCUGUGCGAGCGCUUUCUCGCCGGUUCGCCGUGUUAACAGAUUGGACAACGUCCACAGGUGUAGAGCUGGCGCUGGGGAGACUAUUAUUCGGGAUUAUUCCUAACUCCACAAGUACAGUAGCGCCUGUCUACCUGAGGAAUCGCGCAAUGAGCUGAUCUGAAGAAGAGCGGAGUAUUGCGUGUAUGAUUUCGAGGAAAUGAUAAACGAAGCCACGCGCAAAACAGGUCGAAAAUGUAGUCACUACUUCUUCUAGUUGCGGCACUUCGGAGGACGCGCUUCUGUUCAUUUCAAAUGGAUUCUAAUUUAGCGGGCUCCCAUAAAAUAUAUAUGAAAAUCCUAAAGGAUGUGGACCAAAGCAGGUACUAGAAAGCUUGUCAAGACUGAUGGGAAUGGAUGGAGCAAAGUACUGGCAAGUCUCAGAGGAAAACUUGCUUCAGGCCUAAAGGAGCACCGAAUUCAGAGGACAAAGAAGAAAAUGCCACUCCGAAUAUUUACAGCUUUGAUCAAGGGGAACAGUUUGACAUUUUAAUGGAAAAGGAAAGACUUCUGCUGGAGCACUCUGGAACAAUGAAUGUCACAAACUUCACCUCGGAACCUAGUGUGCUUAUAAAAUACAAAUCAUUUACGGAAAAGAUGCUAAUUUCAUUUCCCCUGGGGGUCAUAACACUCCUUACUACACUGUUGAACUGCGCUGUCAUCGUAGCCAUUUGCACAACAAAGAAAUUGCAUCAGCCUGCCAACUAUCUUAUUUGUUCAUUGGCUGUGACAGACUUUCUGGUUGCAAUUUUGGUGAUGCCCUUGAGUAUUAUUUACAUCACCAUGGAAACAUGGUCGCUUGGUUACAUAAUCUGCGAGGCCUGGCUAAGCCUGGACAUGACGUGCUGCACCUGCUCGAUCCUUCACCUGUGCGUGAUAGCACUAGACAGGUACUGGGCGAUCACAAACGCCAUUGAAUAUGCACAGAAACGAACAGCAAAAAGAGCAGCAAUCAUGAUAAUGACGGUCUGGGCCAUUUCUGUGUUAAUCUCUAUGCCUCCCUUGUUUUGGAGGCACAGCUACAGCACCAACAAUCUCACCCAAUGUACUAUUGAGCACGACCACAUCCUGUACACCGUUUACUCAACGUUUGGGGCUUUUUACAUCCCACUGACGCUGAUCUUAAUUCUGUACUACAGGAUUUACCACGCAGCCAAAACCCUCUACCAGAAACGAGGCUCCAGCCGACACCUGAGCAACAGGAGCAACGACAGUCAAAACUCCACUGCCCACUGCAGGCUAACUCAGACAUUCUGCGUGUCAGACUUCUCCAUGUCUGACCCCACGAUGGAGUUCGAUAAGCUGAACGCUACGAUUCGCGUCCCGCCCUUUGUGGCCGAGAUGGACGAGACCAGCGAGAAGAACCAGAUAUCCUCGUCGCGGGAGAGGAAAGCCGCCCGCAUCCUGGGCCUCAUACUCGGGGCCUUCGUCAUCUGCUGGUUGCCCUUCUUCAUCAAGGAACUGUUGGUUGGGCUCCGCUUCGUUGACCCUUCGGCUGAAAUAUCAGACUUCCUGACCUGGCUGGGCUACGUGAAUUCACUCAUCAAUCCUUUGCUCUAUACCAGCUUUAAUGAGGAUUUCAAGUUUGCUUUUAAAAAACUAGUCAGGUGCAAAUAGCCCUCCAAAUCGUUUGGCAUUAAGGGAGAGCAAUUCUGGAAUAAUGUGGUGGAUUAUGGACCAUCCUGGAAUAGUAUGUACAAUGGCGUUUUCAUUUUUUUUUUAAAUACAACUAAAAUGUUACAAAUGGACAUAUAUUUAAAAGAAGUGAGGAAGACUGAAGAAGAAGGCUCCAAAGCCAAAUGACUGUUUUUCUUACGGUUCAGCGUGGAAUUGGCAUCUGUUCGUUCCAUAUAUAAAUAAAGCCACAUCUAACCCAUUAUCCGUAAUCUCCCAUUGCUUUAUUUUCUAUUUCCCCAUUUAUGCA
Molecule: messenger RNA, 2037 nt
Organism: Lepisosteus oculatus (spotted gar)
Lineage: Eukaryota; Metazoa; Chordata; Actinopteri; Semionotiformes; Lepisosteidae
Product: 5-hydroxytryptamine receptor 1E
Biological process (GO): adenylate cyclase-inhibiting serotonin receptor signaling pathway; G protein-coupled dopamine receptor signaling pathway; chemical synaptic transmission
Cellular component (GO): dendrite; plasma membrane
Molecular function (GO): dopamine neurotransmitter receptor activity, coupled via Gs; G protein-coupled serotonin receptor activity
Source: RefSeq, a predicted model, not a curated record